AUGGAGCGGCUCCGUGGCCCCGCCGCGUCCCAGGUGGCGCUGCUGGAUGCUGUUGCGUGCCCUGAGGAGGAAGGGUUUCCGAAGGCUGUAUGCCCCAGGGAGGAGGAAGAGGAGGAGGAAGAAUACAGGAGACCUGUCACCUUCACACUGGGAAAUGAGAUACUGGGGCUGGGCCCAGAGACCGAGUUUCAGACCCCUGAUGCUGAGGUCUAUAUGCACUUCUUGAGGAGCCACUGCUGCUAUGAUGCCAUCCCCACCAGCUGCAAGCUCGUUGUCUUUGACAUCUCCCUGGAGAUCAAGAAAGCCUUUUUGGCACUGGUGGCCAACGGGGUUCGUGCUGCCCCGCUCUGGGACAGCAAGGCGCAGAGCUUUGUGGGGAUGCUCACCAUCACCGACUUCAUCAACAUCCUGCACCGCUACUACCGCUCACCUCUGGUGCAGAUCUACGAGGUGGAGGAGCACAAGAUUGAGACCUGGAGAGAGGUGUACCUGCAGGGCUCCCUCAAGCCGCUGGUCUACAUCUCUCCGAGCAAUAGCCUCUUCGAUGCUGUCUACUCCCUGAUCAAGCACAAGAUCCACCGCCUGCCUGUCAUUGAGCCUGUCUCGGGCAAUGUCCUGCACAUCCUGACGCACAAGCGCAUCCUCAAGUUCCUCCACAUCUUUGCUUCUACCAUCCCCAAGCCACGCUUCCUGAAGAAAACAGUGCAGGAACUGUGCAUUGGCACCUUCCGUGAUCUGGCCGUCGUGGCUGAGACUGCCCCAGUCCACACUGCCCUGGAGAUUUUUGUGGAUCGCCGUGUCUCCGCCUUGCCUGUCAUCAAUGAUGCUGGGCAGGUGGUUGGCCUGUACUCGCGGUUUGAUGUCAUUCACCUGGCAGCCCAGAAGACCUACAAUAACCUGGACAUCAGCGUGAGGGAGGCGCUGCGGCAGCGCAGCGUCUGCCUGGAGGGGGUCCUCACCUGCUACCCCCACGAACCCAUGGAGGACAUAAUUGACCGCAUUGCCAAGGAGCAGGUCCAUCGCCUGGUUCUGGUGGAUGAAAACCGCUACCCGCGGGGCAUCGUCUCCCUCUCUGACAUCCUGCAGGCCCUUGUGCUCACUCCUGCAGGUAUUGAUGCUCUUAACUCUUAGCCCACGGUGCUCCAUCUUUCUCCACUUGCACCCUCAAUUUCUCUCCAUUUCAGGCAUCAAUCGAUCCUCACUCUGAAGACACCACGGAAAUGCCAAGUCUUGUCUGACUUGGGGAUCUCCUGUGUGACCUGUGAGAAGGAGGCUUGGGCCCAAAGGCUCUCUGUGGGGAGGACAUGCCUGUUCACCCCAGUCCUCGGGCUCGUCUUGAGUCCAGGGCUAGAUCCUGCUGGUCUUGGAGAGGCAGAGACACUGACAAUGGGACCCAGGGGUGCCUCCUGCCAGUGAGCACACAGCGAUGCUCAGUGGGCACUAUGCUGAGGGGCUGCAACAUGCCUGCAGCUGGGCAGAGCCCCAUACAGCCCCAGAGGACCUGGCCACCCUCUGCCAUCCUGCUGAUGGAUCUGAGUGUUUCUGUUGUGGCUCCCUCCUAGUGAACACAGUCCCGCUGUCUGUGCUCGGUGCCUGGUAGCGUAGGCUCAGCUGCACACACAGGCUUUUUUAUUUUAGGGUCACACGGGGCUGGAGCUCUCUGGCAGAGGCACAGCCCAUGCCAGAGCUGGCAGCGGGAUGGGCACUUGCAUGGAGACCCUGUGCACGUUUUGGGGUGGGCAGGGGAUAUUUAUUUAUUUGUUAGUCUGUUCAGCCUUGCUGUAACAAAACAGCCUGAUCGAA
Messenger RNA from Melospiza georgiana, 1803 nucleotides. RefSeq names its product protein kinase AMP-activated non-catalytic subunit gamma 3 (gene PRKAG3). The coding region runs from base 1 to 1131 and encodes 376 amino acids. NCBI's taxonomy places the organism in Eukaryota, Metazoa, Chordata, Aves, Passeriformes, Passerellidae. The transcript is spliced from 13 exons. The record is from RefSeq and is a predicted model, not a curated record.